Messenger RNA from Peromyscus californicus insignis, 7829 nucleotides. Its product is annotated as vomeronasal type-2 receptor 116-like. The transcript is spliced from 5 exons. Gene Ontology annotation, cellular component: membrane. Gene Ontology annotation, molecular function: G protein-coupled receptor activity. Gene Ontology annotation, biological process: G protein-coupled receptor signaling pathway. Lineage: Eukaryota; Metazoa; Chordata; Mammalia; Rodentia; Cricetidae. The record is from RefSeq and is a predicted model, not a curated record. The annotation marks the transcript as partial.
UUGUGCUUUCUGUUCAGGUUAAAUGUAAAGAACUACCAGAUUGUUCUGGCAAUGGUUUUUGCCAUUGAGGAGAUUAACAGUAACCCCCAUCUUUUACCCAAUGUGUCUCUGGGAUAUGAUAUCUAUAAUGUCCUGUUCAAUGAAUGGUGGACAUUGGAUAGAUGCAUCACAUGGCUGUCAGGACCAAAGAAGUAUAUACCUAAUUACACCUGUAGGAGAGAAAUGAAGUCUGUUGCAGUACUCACAGGAGUAUCAUGGAUAAUAUCUGCCCAUAUAGGGACACUGCUGGAACUCUACAAAUAUCCACAGCUGACCAUUGGGUCUUUUGAUCCUAACCUAAAUAAUCAUGACCAGUUUCCUGAUCUCUAUCAAAUGGCUUCCAAGGAUAUGUCUCUGCUCUAUGGUAUUGUUUCCUUGUUGAAAUAUUUCCACUGGAAUUGGGUGGGAUUGAUUGUGUCUGAAGAACAAAAAGGUGUUCAGAUAAUCUCAGACUUGAAGGCAGAAAUGGACAGAAACAGAAUAUGUGUAGAUUUUGUGGAAAUGAUCCCAGUCAGCAAACUAUCCUUUUUAGCAAACAGACAACUGAAUCCUACACGGGUUCUGAAAUCAUCAGCAAAUGUGAUCAUCACUUAUGGUGACAGUGACUUUCUGAGAGGCUUCCUGUUUUAUCUAAGACAAACUUUAGUUAUAAGGAAAGUUUGGAUCAUGAACUCAGAAUGGGAUGUUAUCCUCCAUUCAAAGCAUUUCAUUUUGCAGUCAUUUCAUGGAAGCCUCAUUUUCUCACAUCACCACAAAGAAAUCUCUGGUUUCAGAAAUUUUAUCCAAACAGUUCAUCCUUCCAAAUACCCAGAAGAUUUUUACCUUACAAAGUUGUGGUUCUACUUUUUUAACUGUUCAUUUGCUGAUGAUGACUGCAAUACACUGGAGAACUGUCUGCCUAACGCUUCCUUGCAUCAAUCACCUGGAAAUCGUUUUGAUACGGUCAUGACUGAGUAUGCUUAUAAUACAUACAAUGCUGUGUAUGCUGUGGCCCACAGCCUUCAUGAGAUGCUUCUUCAUCAAGUAGAAGUAAAACCAACAAGAAAAGCAGAAGGAAUGAUGUUCUCAGCCUGGCAGCUGCACCUUUUUCUGAAGAACAUGCAGUUUACUAAUCCUGCUGGAGAACAAGUGAAUUUGGAUGAGAAAAUGAAAUUGAAUGCAGAGUAUGACAUUCUCAACUACUGGAACUUUCCAGAAGGUCUUGGACUCAAGGUGAAAGUUGGAAAAUUUUCCCCAUAUGGUCCACUUGAUGAACAAUUAUCUUUAUCUGAGGAUAUGAUAGAAUGGGCCACAGGAAUUACAGAGACUCCCCCCAAGUCUGUAUGCAGUGAAAGUUGUGUUCCUGGAUUCAGAAAAUCCCUCCCAGAAGGAAAUGUGGCUUGUUGUUUUGAUUGUAUUCCAUGCCCAGAGAAUGAGAUUUCCAAUGAGACAGAUGUGGAUCAGUGUGUGAAGUGUCUAGAUCAUCAAUAUGCCAACACAGAGCGAAACCAUUGCCUCCAAAAAUCCACGACCUUCCUGGAUUAUGGCGAUCCCAUGGGGAUAGGUCUGUCAUGCAUGGCCUUGUAUUUCUCUGCACUGUCAGCACUAGUUCUCGGGAUCUUUCUGAAGCAGCAGGACACUCCUAUUGUGAAGGCAAACAACCGCACUCUCAGCUACAUCCUGCUUAUCACCCUUAACUUCUGUUUUCUCUGCUCCUUUCUCUUCAUUGGCCACCCCAACACGGCUACUUGCAUCCUACAGCAGACCACAUUUGGAGUGUUGUUCACUGUGGCUGUUUCCACUGUCUUGGCCAAAACUAUUACUGUGGUUCUGGCCUACAAGGUCACUGCUCCAGGACGAAGAGUCAGGUGGAUGUUGGUAGCACGGGCACCUAACUUCAUUGUUCCCAUCUGCACCUUGAUCCAAAUUACCUUGUGUGGGAUCUGGCUGGGGAAAUCUCCCCCUUUCAUUGACACAGAUGCAUACUCUGAACAUGAACACAUUAUCAUCAUGUGCAACAAGGGCUCAGUCACCGCUUUCUACUGUGUGCUGGGAUAUCUGGGGGCUCUGGCCUUGGGAAGCUUCACUGUGGCUUUCCUGGCCAGGAACCUGCCUGACACAUUCAAUGAAGCCAAGUUCCUGACAUUCAGCAUGCUGGUGUUCUGCAGUGUCUGGAUCACCUUCCUCCCUGUCUACCACAGCACCAAGGGGAAGGUCAUGGUGGCUGUGGAGGUCUUCUCCAUCUUGGCAUCCAGUGCAGGGCUUCUAGGCUGUAUCUUUGUCCCCAAGUGCUACAUCAUUUUGUUAAGACCAGAAAGGAACUCUAUUCAGGGUCUCAGGGACAAAAUACAUUAUAGGUACAAGGCUUAGUAAUUUUUUAAAUUAAUUUUCAAGUUAGCAAAUGAAGUAGAUUUUAUUGUUACAUUUUCAUACAUAUAUUUUGUUUCUAUUCAUCCCCCUCACAAACUGAUACCCCAUCCCUUCUAUCUACCUCCUCCUGCUUCUUCCUUAUCUUAAAACAAUUCUCAUUUCUACAUUCAUAUAUGUGUUUCUUUACCCCCUGCCCUUUCCCCUCCUCCCUCACUUUCCCCCUCUUUUGGCUACUUUCUACGUUCAGGUUGAGGAGAGAGAGAGAGAGAGAGAGAAAGAAAGAGAGAGAGAGAGAGAGAGAGAGAGAGAGAGAGAGAGAGAGAGAGAGAGAGAGAGAAAACUCCAGCCCCCUGUGGUAUUUAUACUUAUGACUAUGGCUUAAGCCAGUUAAUUUUACUAUUUCCAGUUCCAAAAUUUUCCUUUUAAAUAUUAUAACUUUAUUCUUCUUCAAGGCUGAACAAAUGCCACUGUGAACAUGCUCCACAUUUACUUUAUCUAUUCCUCUGUUGAUGGAUAUCUGCAUGCUUUCCUUUCUUAGCCACCAUGUAAGUACAGCAAUAAUCAUGGAUGUGCAAAUAUUUCUGUAGAUGUCUUCUGUGUCUAUAUAUCCAAGAGUGGUAUGGUUGGAUUGAGUGGUAGUUCUACUUUCAAUUUCCUUAGUAACUUCUACACUGUUUUCUACCAUGGUAUAAAUCCCACUAAACAUGUAAGAAAAAUCACAAAGGAAAAAAGAUGGAGUGUGGGGUCAGAUUUCUUAAGUUUUAGAGACUGACAAAGAGAUCAGCAAACUCAUGGCACUUACUUUCCCUAUGGUCUAAGCUGCUGCUGAAAUUCACCACCACCCCUACCUUUCCAAAAUCCAGGACAGACAUACAAAGUAGCAGAUGUGCAGAUUACAAUACAAAAUACUAGAAACAUAAAAAAAAGGAGUCAACAUAAUUUCCCUGAAAGAGCAUAACUCAACUGAUGAACUCAACAUUCUGAAACUAUCAGAUGAACAUUUUAAAAGUUCUCUUGCAAAACAUUAUCAGUGACCUGAAAGAGGAUACUCACAGGCAGAUUAAUUCAAUACAUAUCAUCAAUACCUAUAGAUAAAGUAAUUUAUAAGACAGAUGAAAAAUCAGCAACAUGAGAGAAAACCUAAGCAAUGAGACUGCAAUGAGUAGGGACAAAGUAUUGAAACUGAAAAAAAUAAAUCAAAUAAAAAGCUCAGUGGGAAGCAUGAACAAUGGACUAAAGAAGUAGAAGAAAGACUAUGAGAUAGACAAGGGUGGGUAAAUAAUACAUACAGACACCAAUAAGCAAAAGAUUAAUGAACAUGACCACAAUGUCCAUGAAAGACCAAAGCCAAGAAAUCACAGGCCUAGAAGGAGUGAAGUAAACACCAAAGGUGAAUGAAAUCCAUUCAAAAACAUUACAGUGCUGUGGGAUGUUCUGUAUGACAAAUGUGUUGCUGAUUAGUCAAUAAAUAAAACACUGAUUGGCCAUUGGCUAGGAAGGAAGUGUAGGCGGGACAAGGAGGAGAAAAAAGCUGGGAAGUGGAAGGCUGAGUCGGAGAGACACUGCCAGCCACCAUGAUGACAAACAGCAUGUGAAGAUGCUGGUAAGCCACGAGCCAUGUGGCAAGGUAUAGAUUAAUGGAAAUGGAUUAAUUUAAACUGUAAGAACAGCUAGCAAGAAGCCUGCCAUGGCCAUAGAGUUUGUAACCAAUAUAAGUCUCUGUGUUUACUUGGUUGAGCGGCUGUGGGACUAGCAGGUGAGAGAGAUUUGUCCUGACUGUGGGCCAGGCAGGAAAACUCAAGCUACAAAUGGUGUCCAACGUGGUGGCAAAAGUUUCCAACGAAAACCUGAGAAAAGAUUCUAAAACGGAGCUAAAAACAGCUUCCUAAUUGUCUCUCUCAAAUGAGCGGCAGCUGCUGGUUUGAGCUACUUGUGGGUUCCUGGUGUGUGUGCUCGACCUGCUGUAUGGCAGGAAUGAGGCCUCUGCAAGUGGCACAUUAAGCUGCGUGGUGGAUUUAGACUUUGCUAGUACAAAACAAAAAAAAAGAGUAUUUUGGACUACAUGCUGCUUGGAUAAAAGCAUAGAGACCCACGACCCACAAUAGCUUCCAGAGCUGGUGGAAAGCAUACCACCACCAUGUUGGGAAGCUGAGGUGGGCAGAGCCAGCAGCCACAGCUGCUGCAGUUUAAAGCAAUAGAUUCACAAUAAGACAGAUUCAGGUGUAAUAGUUUACAAUGUGUGUAAAAAUGUACAUAGGCUUGAAAGAGAAAGAAAAAGGAAUAUAUACAGUUGUAUAAAGAAAUAGUUUUUAAAAAUAAAGUCUUUAAAGAGACAGUAAAAUUAAUAUAAAAAAUAAGCCAUGUGAAGAUGAAUAUUACACAGAGAAUCUGGAUUGUGUUGUCUUUGGGAUUUUUAACUGCAGAAAAACAUUUGAUUGUAAAAGCUGUUGAGUUAUGCCAAAAUGUAUAUUUUAAAGGUACCUUGACUUCAAAAUUUGGAUAUAAGGAUAUGAUGUUUUGGAAAGGAGACUCUGCUUUUGUUCCCACAGAAUGCCAAAGGCUAUGGAUUUGUUCCAGAUUAAGAUACAUCAUGUUUGACCAGCCAAGACCCCCUGAAAGGUCUCCGAUGACAUCAUGGCCCAGAUGAUCCAACAUCCAGAAUGGUGUGAAGGCAACUGGCUCAGACGAUACACCCUCAUGGACUAUUCCAUAAUCCUAAAAUUUUCUUUGUGUUCCCAUAAGAUAUAGCGCCCCCCUCCAGCAGGAAGUAGUAAGAGAAGCUACGUCCAAAUUCCCAAAUUAUAUGUAAUUUUACUUUGUUAAGGUUAAAACCUUCCUUUUUGAAAAAAAAUGGAGGAAGUGCUGUGGGAUGUUCUGUAUGGCAAAUGUGUUGUUGAUUAGUCAAUAAAUAAAACACUGAUUGGCCAUUGGCUAGGCAGGAAGUAUAGGCGGGACAAGGAGGAGAAAAAAGCUGGGAAGUGGAAGACUGAGUCGGAGAGACACUGCCAGCCACCAUGAUGACAAACAGCAUGUGAAGAUGCCGGUAAGCCAUGAGCCAUGUAGCAAGGUAUAGAUUAAUGGAAAUGGAUUAAUUUAAACUGUAAGAACAGUUAGCAAAAAGCCUGCCAUGGCCAUACAGUUUGUAACCAAUAUAAGUCUCUGUGUUUACAUGGUUGGGUUUGAGCGGCUGUGGGACUGGCAGGUGAGAGAGAUUUGUCCUGACUGUGGGCCAGGCAGGAAAAUUCUAGCUACAUUACAGGAGGAAAAUUCCCAAGCCUAGAAGACACUCAGACAUUCAAACACAAAAGAUAUUCAGAACCCCAAAUAAACAUGACCAGAUAAGAUCCUCUCAAUGGCAUCUUGUAGUCAAAAUGUCAAAAACACAAAGCAAAGAAAUAAUAUUAAAUGCUGUAGUGGAAAAACACCAAUUCACCUACAAAAACAAUCCAUCAGAAUAACAUCAGCAACCCUCAAAGCCAGGAAGUCAUGAAAUGAUAUAUUGCAAGUCUCAAAAGCAGAUAAUUUCCAGCAUAGACUACUAUGUCAUCUGAGUGAUUCUUCUAAAUUUGGAAAGAAAUAAGAACAGUUCAAGAUAAACACAACUGAGGGAGUUCCUGACCACCAAGCCAGCACUGCAGAGGACACUAAAGGAAUACUAUGAGCAACAGAAGCAACUUCAAUCAGUAAAGCAGAGGAAAGAAGAUUUCAUGGGCAGACUAGCCAAAAAAAGGAAAGCUGGAAGGAGUCCAUUAUAUCCAACAAAAUAGACCAGAUACUAAUGUGGGAUAGCAUAAAGAACAAAUAAUAAUACAGCAGACAAAAAUAACAGAAAUUAAUAGAUAUUUCUCAAUAAAAAUCUACAUGCAAUGGACUUAACUCACUAAUAAAGAGAUGCAGACUGGUUAACUGGAUUAAAAACUGAAAAGGAACACCAUGGAGAUUGGAGGAAGGUCACCACUGGACAGGGAUUGGAAAGGGGGAAGAGGUAACUAAGAAGAGCAAGGAGGACUGGGUACUGUAAAAUGACUCUCUAUGGUAUUUCAGUGGUGAACACAAGUCAUUACACAUUUGUCAAACCCACCAAAUGUAAACACAAAAUAUGAACCCUAGUUUGGUGUGAUGGCACACACAUGUAAUUGCAGCAUUUGGGAGGCUGUUGGGAGGGCAAGUUUAAGUGUAGCCUGGGCUAUAGAUAAAAUCCUGUACUAAAUAAAAAAGAACAAGAAGGAGGAAGAAAAAAAAGAAAGUCUCAUUGAUAGCAUUGAUUGUCUUUUUGGGAGAUGUGAAAGGAGUCUCCAAGAACCAGUCAAUGGAGGGACCAGGUUUUGGUGGCUACCUAGGUGAUCUGAUCAGAUCUGUAUGACAAACAAAAAGCAACCUGAUGUGACUGAUUUCUACUGGCAACAAGAUGUUUUGUGAACACUAAUGUGCAGUAUGGACUUUGGAUGAGGAUGUGUCAGUGUGGAUUGUAACAAACACACCACUGUGAUGGAGGAUGUUGAUAGUAGGAGAAGCUUACACAUGAUAGGGAAAGGGAACAAUGAAACCUCUGUACCUGCCUCUCAAUGUUCUAGGAAACUUCAACCUCUAAAUAAUUCUUAUAAAAUGAAAAUAAAAGCUAUUCAUAUAUUUAAGAAAAAACAAGAUCCAACUCUAUACUGUCUCUGAGAAACACACCUCACUAAUAAAAUCAAAAGAUGGAAAACAUUCUAUCAAGAGCUUUAAAUCCAAACACACCAAAUAUUGGGGCUCCAGCUUCAUAAAAUAAACAUGGGCUGGAGAGAUGGCUCAGAGGUUAAGAGCACUGGCUGCUCUUCCAGAGGUUCUGAGUUCAAUUCCCAGCAGCCAUAUGGUGGCUCAUAAAAUAAACAUUAAAUGGAAAAAUAGGUCCUCUUAUGAUAUUAGUACAUGAAUUCAAUACCAAACUCUCAUAUUGAUAGGUCAUCCAAACUAAAAGUCAACAAAGAUGCACCAGCGUUAAACUAUACAAUAGAGCAGAUGGACAUAGCCAUAUACCUACAGAAUCAAUAUUAAUCAAUAUAAACCAUCAUAUUUGGCUAUACACAUUCUUCUUAGCAGGGAAUGAUGCUACCAAUAGUGGGAAGGUCUUUUCACUUCAAUUCAUCUAAUCAACAUAUUCCCUUACAGUUAUGCCUAGAGGCCCAUCUCCCAGUUGUCUCUAUCUCAUCAAGCUGACAAUGGGGGUUAACCAUCACAAGUACUAAUUCCAUUUUAAGAAUCCAGCAUUACAGCCUGGUGGUGGUGGUGACACAAGCCUUUAAUCCCAGCACUUGGGAGGCAGAGGCAGGUGGAUCUCUGUGAGUUCAAGGCCAGCCUGGGCUACAGAAUGAGGUCCAGGAAAGGCACAAAGCUACACAGAGAAACCCUGUCUUGAAAAAUCAAAAAAAUAAAGAAUCCAGCAUUACUCUGUACUAAGGUUA